AUGGCGUCUGUCUUCAUGUCAGUUCUGUGUGGUAGAAAGUUGUCAAUAAGCAGUCGUUGUCUGGUGACUGUAACACAAUAUGCUGAGCUUCAACAACUUUUCACCACAAAUACUAGAGCAUUGGAUAUCUUAAACCUUUACACCAAACACUAUACAUCCAACCUAGAAAAUACCAAGAAGAAACAAGUUGAAAAUUUAAACAGACUUACCAAGACAGAUAAUCCUACGACUAGAAACAUAGUUCACAAUUACAGUUCGAGAUUACUAAGUGAUAUAGAAAAUAAGGUUCUCAAACUAGGUCUAAACUUCUCCAUACAACCUAGUACAGUUCCAACUGUUGACAUAGUUGCAACCUUAGAAUCUGCUGCACAAAACCUCCCGAAACCUAUGGCUGAAGAAUUCCGACAUCAAACUUACACCACUCUCAGGAAUGCCAAGAAACCAAAACCGAACAACACUAAACAAGAAUGCAGUGCACUUAACCGUCUAAAACGAGACAAUAUCAAGAUCCUAUCAGCAGACAAAGGAAACAGUAUAGUCAUCCUAGAGGUUAAAUAUUAUAACACGAUGAUCAAGCAGUUACUAGACAAACACCAGUAUAAAAAGAUCACCAAUGACCCUACAGAAAAGACAAAUUUAGUCAUCAAUAGAACACUGAACAAACUUAAGAAACAAAAUUUAAUAAACGAGGAGCUAUCUUUAAGAACCAACGAAAACUCCCCCCCUCAGUUCUACGGACUUUCUAAGGUACACAAACCCAACAUACCUUUAAGGCCUAUCGUCAGUAUUAUAAACUCACCUUGCCAUCAACUAGCUACCUUCCUAGUACCUAUCUUAUCUCCACUACGAGGAAACACCGAACAUCGCAUUCAAAACUCGACAGAUUUCAUAGGACAACUAGGAAAGCUACACAUCAGAUCCCAGGAUAUUCUGGGCAAUUUUGACGUCACAUACCUAUUUACCAAUGUUCCAGCCUCAGAAACCCUUCAGAUCACCAGACAACGACUGCUUAUUGACAACUCUCUACCACACAGAACUGACAUGAAGAUAGUCGCCUUCAUGGAACUAACGACUAUUUGCCUACAAUCAACUUAUUUCCAAUACAACGAAGAAUUGUACAAACAAACAGAUGGUCUAGCCAUGGGAUCAUCACGCUCUUCAAUCUUAGCAGACAUUUUCAAGGAAGACUUUGAAGAAAGAGCCCUUUCAUCCACAUCUAUAAAUCCAAGUUUCUACGUACGUUAUGUUGACGACAUCAUCGUUAUUUGA
Messenger RNA from Limulus polyphemus (Atlantic horseshoe crab), 1269 nucleotides. RefSeq lists its product as uncharacterized. NCBI's taxonomy places the organism in Eukaryota, Metazoa, Arthropoda, Merostomata, Xiphosura, Limulidae. The record is from RefSeq and is a predicted model, not a curated record. The transcript has a single exon. The coding region runs from base 1 to 1269 and encodes 422 amino acids.